Molecule: messenger RNA, 1451 nt
Organism: Hipposideros armiger (great roundleaf bat)
Lineage: Eukaryota; Metazoa; Chordata; Mammalia; Chiroptera; Hipposideridae
Gene: HAVCR2
Product: hepatitis A virus cellular receptor 2
Exons: 7
Coding region: 416-1258 (280 amino acids)
Biological process (GO): regulation of transcription by RNA polymerase II
Cellular component (GO): mediator complex
Source: RefSeq, a predicted model, not a curated record
CAAUUUCCCAAUAAAAUAUUUUUAAAAAGAAGAGGACUGUUUCAUCAGCAAUAUCAGAAGGCUUUCUUUACUUGCUGAGAGACGCUCUUGUUGACUGAGUAACACUUCUUCCUCUUGAGUAUUGCUUCCUUUUUGUUGAUACUAACAGGAUAAAUACCACUUACAGGAUGUGUGUGGUGUAGCAUGACAGAGAACUGAGGUUUCCUUUGAUGUGAUUGUAGACUCGGCAACAUUAGCAGAAGAAUGAUCAGUAGUCAGAUGCUCUGGUGUGCUGGGCUGGGCUGGCACUCCGGGAAGUGGCCACCACUCAUAUGAUUGUGGAAUAGAGACGUAGUUGAGGCAAGUACCCAGUUCAAUUGGAGAAUUGAAUGACACCUAAACAGACCCGUUCUUUGAGUUUUCUUCUGCAGAACCCAUGUUUUCACAUCUUUCCUUUGACUGUGUCCUGCUGUGGCUGCUACUACUUACAAGGUCUUUGAAAGGGUCAUACGUAGUUGAGGUGGGUCAGAAUGCUUAUCUGCCCUGCAACUAUUCUCCAGCCAACUCUCAGAACCUGGUACCUGUGUGCUGGGGCAAGGGAUCCUGUCCUCUGUUUGAAUGUCAGAGUCUGGUGCUCAGCACUGAUGGAAGGAACUUGAAGUAUCAGCAAUCCAGCAGAUAUCAGCUAAAGGGGGCUAUCCAAAGAGGAGAUGUGUCCUUGACCAUAGAGAAUGUGACUUUAUCCGACAGUGGGACCUACUGCUGCCGCAUCCAGUUCCCAGGCCCAAUGAACGAUAAAAAAUUAGACCUGAAGUUGGACAUCAAAGCAGCCACGGUCACCACCUCUGCUUGGACUCCAUGGAGAGACUUCACUACAGCCUUUCCAAGACUACUCACCACCGAGGGACACGACUCAGAGACACAGACACUGGGGAACUUCCAUGAUAAAAAUCAAACACAAAUAUCCACAAUGGCUCAUGAGUUACAAGAUGCUGGUGUGAUCACCAGCAUAAGCAUCUACAUCGGAGCAGGGAUCUCUGCUGGGAUGAUUCUGCUUCUUAUCGUUGGUGCUUUAAUUUUCAAAUGGUAUUCUCAUAGCAAAGAGGAGUUACAGAAUUCAAGCCUCAUCACUUUGGCUAACCGCCCUCCCUCAGGGUUAGCAAAUAUAGUCAAUGGGUUGCACUCAGAGGGAAACAUCUAUACCAUUGAGGAAAACAUAUACGAAAUGGAGGAUCCGUCUGAGUACUACUGCUCCGUCAGCAGUGGGCAGCCAUCCUGACAACCUCGGAGUCACCCUGCUGUGCCAUCAGACCCAACUUCAUUCUUGAGCUUGAAUUAUCUUCUUUGAAAACUAUGAAAUGUGUCAGCUGACUGAGUUUAAGUUUCUGUCACGGCUACCGAGCACUGUUUUUCCAUUUUCUGAAGACAAAUAGCUCAUGGAGGGUUGAACCAUGACCUCACUGUACUCACCC